Juglans regia (Persian walnut) is the source of this 1259-nucleotide messenger RNA. Its product is annotated as WAT1-related protein At4g30420-like. Bases 20 to 1180 code for a protein of 386 amino acids. The record is from RefSeq and is a predicted model, not a curated record. Gene Ontology annotation, molecular function: transmembrane transporter activity. The transcript is spliced from 7 exons. Lineage: Eukaryota; Viridiplantae; Streptophyta; Magnoliopsida; Fagales; Juglandaceae. Gene Ontology annotation, cellular component: plasma membrane.
UGUUUUGAAUGCCGCAUAUAUGCUAGCUUUAACGUUACCAUACUCACAAAUUCUUUUGACCAGCUGGAGAUCAAGUAUGGGUUGGUUGGACGAUUACAAGCCUGCAAUGGCCAUGGUUGGGUUACAAUUUAUUUACGCUGGGCUUGCUCUCUUUACUAGAGUUGCUCUGGUACGAGGAAUGAGCCCCAGGGUGUAUGUGGUCUACAGGCAAGCCAUAGCAACUUUGGUCAUGGCUCCUAUAGCCUGCUUCGCUAGAAGGAGGAAUCCUGGUCGGAUCUCAUUGGGAUUAAAGAGCUUUUCUUUGAUAUUUGUGGCCUCUCUUGUUGGAGUGACUGCGAAUCAGAACUUCUAUUUUGAAGGACUAUACUUGGCUUCUUCAACAGCAGCAAGUGCCACAAUUAAUCUGAUCCCUGCAAUCACCUUUGUAAUGGCAACCACUGUAGGAAUGGAGAAGAUUAAUAUACGAAGCUUGAGAAGCAUUGCCAAGAUAAUGGGGACAAUCUUCUGCGUUAUUGGAUCCAUUUCCAUGGCAUUGCUCAAAGGACCAAAGCUAUUUAUAAACAUGACGGAAUUGCUACCAUCAAAAUCCAGCAUGGUCACGGGUGGAGAUCAUAAUUAUAAUUGGCUGCUGGGUUGUUUAUCUCUCUUUGGAAGCAGUUGUUUCUGGUCAUUCUGGGUAAUUAUGCAGGUCCCAAUUUCAGCAAGCGUUCCUGACCAUAUAUAUUCAUCUACUUGGAUGCUUUUCUUGGCGAUGCUACAAGCAGCAAUGGUUACAUUAGUCUUAGAGCAUGAGCCAGAAGCAUGGUAUCUGCAUUCAUUUGUUGAAUUGGGAUGUUGUUUAUUUGGAGGAAUUGGAUCUGCGGUUACCUUUUUUGUUCAGGCCUGGUGCAUAUCACAAAGAGGUCCGCUCUUCUCUGCAAUGUUUUUCCCUCUAUGCACAGUUAUGACAACCGUUUUAGCUUAUAUGUUUCUGCAUGAGGAGUUGUAUACCGGAAGCCUGCUAGGUGCUUUUGCCGUGAUCAUCGGUUUGUACGUUGUUCUUUGGGGUAAAGCCGAAGACCUUCAAGAUCAUCAGAUCAUCAAAGAAGAGAGUACUUCAAAGCUGCAACAUGAUGAAGCUUCGGGGAAGAUCAUAAGUAGUACAGUACUUGAUAUGGAAGAGCCAUUAUUACUGUCUUGAAAAUCAAGUGAUCAUGUUAAUGUAACAAUAUAUAUAUAUAUAUAUAUAUAUAUGAAUCCCAUAUGAAUUAUAAAAUUCC